Messenger RNA from Aureobasidium musti, 1014 nucleotides. NCBI's taxonomy places the organism in Eukaryota, Fungi, Ascomycota, Dothideomycetes, Dothideales, Saccotheciaceae. The record is from the annotation of a GenBank genome assembly.
AUGACUGUGGUAGGCAACGUCCUCUCGGCAGACUCGCUGGCCAGCGUCAUGGCCUCCACGCUGCCCGAAGAAAGCACUCCCCACAUCCAGACUCCCUUCGAUGCCAUCGCUUUAGCAAGCCAUGCUUCGAUGCUCGCCGUCGGUUUCCGUCUGGUAGGCCUCGGUGAUGACGACCGCAUUACCGUCAACAACCCUCCCCGACUGCCCGCCAGCUGGAAUUCAAAUGCCCCCAACUACGCCUUCCGAUACGCUCACACUCAGUCAUCCAUGGAAUACUUGCUCAAAAUCAACCGUAUGGGCAACAAGGCCGUUGUUUUGGCCAUGGCUCUCGGCGACGACAAGACGGCUACCCUGGAUGUCAAGGCUGCCGACUACACUUCUGAAGGCUCCAUACCAUUCACCUUGUCACAGCCUCACGCCAGAAAUCUCUUCAACCUCUUCAUAUCCAACGGUCGUCUCUCUGAUUACGGCUCUCUGAUGCGCAUCAACGUCAUCCAGAAGCUCAUGCCGUCANCUUCAAAAGACGGCUACCAAGAGUCUACCACACAAUCUACCGCACAGCCUGCCAGAACCUCCGACACUACUCGUCACGAUCCUCUACGUGACGAUCGUCAGCCUCCCGCUCGCCCCCAUCCCUUCCACGAUCCUCUCGCCCAGACUCCAUAUCCGUUCCCCCAUGGAGAACUGGCUCCCNCAGGCUUUGAAGAUCCUUACGACUUGAACAGACCGCUUCGUCCUGUCGGCGGUCCUCAUCCUGGCUUUGGUAACAUCGGCGAAAGAGAUCUCUAUCCUCAAGGCCUCGGUCCGAGGGACCCCUUUGGUGGCGCUGGCCCUGGAUUUGGUGGUGGCGGUAUGCAUCCAACCUUGCCCGAUUUCCAUGAUCCAAGAGGUCAAGGCUACAACCCACAAGCACCCNCAGGCAGUCGAUUUGAUCCAGUCGGUCCUCGCGGUCCUUCGGGCUUUGGUGGUCCACCAAACCCCUUCAACAACUUCGGUAGCGGAGACUUCAUGUGA